Messenger RNA from Gamsiella multidivaricata, 2080 nucleotides. RefSeq lists its product as uncharacterized. Lineage: Eukaryota; Fungi; Mortierellomycota; Mortierellomycetes; Mortierellales; Mortierellaceae. Gene Ontology annotation, cellular component: plasma membrane. Gene Ontology annotation, molecular function: oxidoreductase activity. The record is from RefSeq and is a predicted model, not a curated record. The transcript has 5 exons. The coding region runs from base 59 to 1930 and encodes 623 amino acids.
AGGUCCUCUCGCGAUUGUUUGGGGAUCCUAUAUAGGAUACGGAAGUGGUUAUGCCGCGAUGGGGUCCUGUGGUAUGAUAUUGUUCCUAGUUCUCCGUCGUUCCAUGCUCCACGCUCUCGGCUUCACCUACCAAGAUCUCUUGCCUCUCCAUCGCGGAAUGGGCUUCGCGUUCAUUUUUUGGUCCGUCGUACACACCAUUGGAUACAUGGUCCACAUCAUCGCGGAAGAUGCCCUAGCUGAGGAGAUUAACUUUGAUGGCGAGACUCGAGGACCUCAAAACAUUCUCGGCUUUGUCGCCUUGGCUGCGGUCAUCGCGCUAGGAAUUCUUUCGAUCCCAUAUAUCCGUCGUCGGUUCUACGUCGUUUUCCUGGUCACGCAUCGCUACUUGACGGUCAUCACAUUUGCAGGCACACUCAUGCAUUACCCAUACUUCAUGACCUGGUAUUACGUUAUCCCCUCGAUGUGUCUUUUCCUUGCGGAUCGAUUCGUCCCCAAGAUUAUACAGUCAUUCUCGGUAGCCCCCGAGGUAAUCUGCACAUUCAACAACGAGACCGAUAUUUUGACCAUCGUGAUCACCUCCAGAAGUCGACUCGAGCCAUUGAAGCCGUAUUAUCCUGGCGAUUAUAUCAGUCUUCAGUUGAGGUCACUCAGCGAGAUCUACCAUCCCUUCACGAUCGCUUCCUACUGGGCUGAGGACCCAUACUCAAUGACGCUCUACAUCAGGACGUUUGGUGAGCACAGGAACAGCUGGACGCAUGCUGUAUCAGGUCUCUGUGGCAAGGGCGGCGAGCCAGUCAUGCUUCCCAUGAAUGUUGAGGGUGUCUUUGGAGACCGCCGCCAUGACUAUCUUUGCUCGGAUGUCGUAGUGCUCUACGCCGCGGGAGCUGCUAUUACAACAUUCAUGCCGCUGAUCAAAUCCAUCGCCGCGCAAAUCGACGCCAAGUCUGCGUCCUCUGAGCCUCAAAGCACCAUCAAGGUCUACCUUAUUUGCACGUUCCGCUACGAGAGCGAGCUCUAUGCCUACGGCGAUUUCCUACACCAGAUCACGCACGACUCCCGAUUCACAUCUUGGUUGUGGGCCGACAUCUAUGUCUCUCGCCCCUCAAAGUCUCUCCUGCAUGCCAUCACCGCCGAUGCUGAGCCUGCUUUUGGCGGCGAUGAAAAGAUCAUGGCCAAGGCAUCCGCCAAUUCCAACACAGAUGUCGACGCGGAAAUCAUAUCGAUCGAGCCUGUUCAACUGGAUGCACACGGCCGUGACAUCUCAAUUGCCGCCAUUGUCGUAUCCAAGAAUGAACAUAGUAACAGCAGCGAGCGAUAUGUCGACCGAUCUCUGCCGACAUUCCUCGCCUCCGACUCUGCGACUGUCUCCACGAUCCAUGCCAGACGCGAUCUGCUCAUCACCGCCGCCAUACUUUUGAUUCCAUUUGGCGCAUUUAUUGGCCUUCGAUACGCAGGCUUGGAGGGCACGUGGGAUGGUGAGUCGCGCUGGUGCAGGACGACGCAGAUCUACGAUCAAAACAUGACUAACAAGUGCAUGUGGAACUAUACCAUGACCCCCGGCGUCCUGCAUAUUGUUGCGGCCUCGAUCAUUGGUUAUCUGCUCAUCUUUGUCGCACGGUGGUCCUCUCGACGCGAUACCAAGAGCAACAUGGAAAGUGUGGACGAUCAGGCCAAGUACAUAAGAUCUGUGCUGGCAAGCCAACUGACCAUCCCCGAUGGCAGCAUUCGAUUCAAGCCCAUACGUCUGGAUGUGGAAAAGUCAAUCCAAGAGCUGGUUGCACACCAGGUUGGAAUGAGUUCUGACAAGAAGAAUGGAAAAACCACCGCAGUCAUUGUGGGAGGACCCGAUAGUUUCUUAGAUGCCGUCGAGCAAGGUUCCAAGAAGGCAGCAUGGUCUGUGGAAUUCCACCGCGAGACUUGGUCGCCUUAGAAAAAAUUAAUUCCAUCAUUAGUACCGUCAACAGCAGCGAAGAGCUCCAAUACGUUUCUUACUGGCGUUUUAAUAAACAAGCAUAAAACAUUGAUAUGUUCUGCUUCAAUCAAUUGAACCAAUCUGAGAGUGUGACUAACGAGCACUUGG